Molecule: messenger RNA, 894 nt
Organism: Rhincodon typus (whale shark)
Lineage: Eukaryota; Metazoa; Chordata; Chondrichthyes; Orectolobiformes; Rhincodontidae
Gene: lzic
Product: leucine zipper and CTNNBIP1 domain containing
Exons: 6
Coding region: 87-659 (190 amino acids)
Molecular function (GO): beta-catenin binding
Source: RefSeq, a predicted model, not a curated record
UAUGUAUUAUCCGUGAUUACUUAAUAAUUGUCUGUGCCUUUUGAUUUAUUAGGAAUUAUCCCAUUUGUCUGGCAUUUAGCCUGAAGAUGGCAUCACGGGGAAAGAGUGAGACGAGUAAACUGAAGCAGAACUUAGAAGAGCAGAUGGACAGACUGAUGCAGCAGUUGCAAGAUCUCGAGAUCUGCAGAGAGGACCUUGAGCCAGAAGAAUAUGAAGAAACAAAACAGGAAACUCUGGAACAGCUGAGUGAAUUCAAUGAGUCACUGAAGAAAAUCAUGUCUGGAGAUAUGACGUUAGUUGAUGAACUCAGCGGGAUGCAGCUCGCAAUCCAAGCAGCCAUUAGUCAGGCCUUUAAAACUCCAGAGGUUAUCCAAAUGUUUGCAAAGAAGCAGCCUGGACAGCUGCGGACUAGACUAGCAGAGAUGGAGAGAGAUGUAAUAGUCGGAAAGCUGCCAAGGGAUGUCUACACACAGCAGAAAGUUGAAGUGCUCACAGCAUUGAGGAAGCUGGAAGAGAAGCUCACACCUGAAGAAGAAGCUUUUCUCUUGGCCAACGUGAGUGCUGCACUCAGUCAGUUUGAGAAAGUUUCGCGAGACCUUGGAACUGGAGAUAAAGUCCUCGCUCUCGCCAGUUCAGGAGUGGAAAUCACAAAGAAGUGAGGAGUGACCUAAGAUCCAGCCCUCCAGAUACCAUCCCAAUUAUUGUUGUUUACAUUUUAAUGUCUCACUUGUUUCUUUUUGUUUAAAUCUGAAGGAAAUGUAAAAUCAGAAAAGUACUUGUAAAUAUGUUCUUUGUAUGGACAACCGUUCCAAAUCUUUUCUUUAUGUAUUCAGCUUUAAACACUAGCAUUUUGAACUGCCAUCCUUUAUAAAAUAAAAGCCUCAUUUCCAUUUA